Microplitis mediator is the source of this 2540-nucleotide messenger RNA. Its product is annotated as dynein axonemal light chain 1-like. The transcript is spliced from 2 exons. Gene Ontology annotation, molecular function: protein kinase binding. The coding region runs from base 1778 to 2419 and encodes 213 amino acids. Gene Ontology annotation, cellular component: cytoplasm. Lineage: Eukaryota; Metazoa; Arthropoda; Insecta; Hymenoptera; Braconidae. The record is from RefSeq and is a predicted model, not a curated record.
UUAUAAUAUUGCUCAUAAUAUCACAGUUCAAAGUCUUCAGUUGUGGACAUGAAACGAGACAAAAGUGUUAUAUAAUUCGUCUUUUGCUUUAACAAGUGAAGGUAAACAAUUUUUGACUCCAUGCAAUUAGUGAUGAAGCUUAGAAACCUUUCAAGGAAAGUUUUUAGCGUUGUUUGGAAUCUUAACAGAAGGAUUAAAAUUUUAUUCUUUUGAAAAUGUUUAUUCGUUUAAGACAAGAAUUGUUUUUAAAUAUUUAUCAAUUGUAUAAGUACGACGCAUGUAUAACUCAGCCGUCAGCGAGCUUACUAAAUGUGAAACUCUAUCACGUUAAACUCUACCACUGCAUGUCUGUUUAAUAACAUCUCAUUAAAAUAUUGACCUUCUUUGAAAUUUUCCCAAUAAAAGAAUACCACAAUAAAAUCACUGCAGAAUGAAAUUACUACUAUAUAUAUUAGGGUGCUUCAAAAAAAAACUUUAAUUUUUUUUUUUUGCUCUUACCCCAUAAAACGUUAGUGGUUGUCGAGAAAAAAAUCCUCCGAAAAGAUGGGCUCUCUAGCUCAACUCUAAGAGGUCGCUAUUUUAAUUUUAAUUUCCCAUCUGAUUAACACGUAAAAAUUUAUUUUUUCAUUCAAAGUGUAAUUACUCGUACACUGCUCAAUAUUUUUCAAAUCUAUACAUAAAUCUUCAAAUUUGAUUUCUCAAGCUUUCCAAAACCCUAUGACAAGUCAUAAUUAUCCCUAAUUGAAGCUAGCAAAAAAAAAAUCGAAAAUUAACAAUUUCAUUUUGAAAUACAAAAUCGAUACUUUUCAGAUAGCUUCAAUUGGCAUUUGAAUAAUGGUAAUUAUGACUUGCCAUAGGGUUUUGGAAAGCUUGAGGACUCAGUUUUGAAGGUUUAUGUAUAAAUUUGAAAAAUAUUGAGCAGUGUACGAGUAAUUACACUUUGAAUGAAAAAAUAAAUUUUUACGUGUUAAUCAGAUGGGAAAUUAAAAUUAAAAUAGCGACCUCUUAGAGUUGAGCUAGAGAGCCCAUCUUUUCGGAGGAUUUUUUUCUCGGCAACCACUAACGUUUUAUGGGGUAAGAGCAAAAAAAAAAAUUAAAGUUUUUUUUCGAAGCACCUUAAUAUAUAUAAUAUAUGUACGAUAUAACCCGGCGUUCUCCGACGAUAGCAACCACAGUUCUACACCAAUCUGAAUGAAAAUUUAUAUACCUAUUCUUUAGUUUUGAUAUAUUGUAACCGGACUUCAUUAUGUGUGGACUCAUGACGAAUAGCCAUAUAAUAAUUUAUAUCUAAUAGUAUUAGUUACAAGCCGAAAAACUAGGUAGAUAUAAGCAGAUCAUAAAGAUAAGUGUGAUUAUACAUAAUCAAUAUAUAAAUUCAAUUACGGUUUUAUUUUACCCUGUCUAAUUGCAUAUGAUCAGGCCUACUUUCUUUGAGAAAUUUAAUUUAAUUUUAUCAUAACUGAAAUUUCGAAGUGGUUUAACUUCUUUCUUGUUGAUUGAUAUCACUUGUUUUCGACACAAUAUGUGUGGUUUCAUAAUAUCAAAUUUUUUACUUUUUGCAUUACAUACAAAGUCUAAAUCGAUUAUUGUAGCUUAGUAACUGCCGGUGCUAAGUAACAGAGAAUCAAUUUAAUACUUCAAGUUAGUAUUCCCUGUAAUUGUAAAUAAGUAUUCAAGUCAGAAAGAGUUUUUACUUUUCUUAUUUAAAUAUAUUUUCCAUUGAUAGAAAACAUUAUAAAGAGUACUACUCAUUAAUUAAACAUAUAGUAGAUAACAAAUGUCAAUUUUAAAACCUACAACGUGUAAGGACGCUGCUCGACGCUGGGAAGAAGAUAAUAAAUGUGAUGCUUCAUCUGCGCUGGACGUAGAUUUGAGUUUUCAAUGGCCUCCUGUAGAAAAAAUGGAUAAUUCUCUAUCUUUAUUUUCAAAAUGUCGAAAAUUAUCAUUAUCGACAAAUAUGAUUGAAAAAAUUGUUGGAAUAAGUUCUCUAAAAAAUCUAAAAAUACUAUCACUAGGACGAAAUGUUAUAAAAGGAUUUACUGGUCUUGAACCACUCGCUGAAACUCUCGAAGAACUAUGGAUUUCAUAUAAUUCUAUAGAAAAAAUGAAAGGUAUAGCAACAAUGAAAAAUUUAAAAGUACUUUAUAUAUCAAAUAACCAAGUGAAGGAGUGGAAUGAAUUCAUGCGCCUUCAGGAAUUGAUGAACUUACGUGAACUACUGUUCGUCGGUAAUCCGCUUUGCGAAAGUGUUGAGGUGGAUCUUUGGAGAGUCGAUGUAGCUAAACGGUUACCAAGCUUAGAAAAGCUAGAUGGUGAACCGUUAAUUAGAACGGAAGAUAGUUCUGUACAACCAGCUCAAACAUCAGGAAAGUCAGACAAUUCGAUAGUAGGGGAAAGUGGGAUAACUACGAACACUUAAAAACAUAAGCUAAUGUUCAACAAAUUAAAUAGAAAUUUAGUUAUAACUAAAAAUAAAUGAUAAUUUAGUAGUUAAAUAGUAAUGUUGAUUAUUAAUCAUCAAUAUUAAUCAUUAUGAUUUA